AAACCCGCCUCCCCUCCCAGCCGUAGGUGCCUGCUUCGGAAAAUGAAGUUGUGAGCCAACUGGCCUCCGCCAUCUUAGGUAGAGUGAGCGUCCAGUGAGGGAAGGAUGCAGUCGGGGAACCUCUGGCAAGUUCUGGGACUCUGCCUCUUAUUAGUUGGUGCUUGGGCACAAGAUGAUACUGAACAGAAACCAUAUGAAGUCUCCAUCUCUGGAAACUCUGUUGAGCUGACGUGCCCUAGAGAUUUUAACAAUGGAAUACAAUGGAAAAAAAAUAAUGAACAAAUGAAAGGUCAUGAUGAGAAACACCUGUUCCUGGAUAAUUUUUCAGAAAUGGAGAACAGUGGUUAUUAUCAGUGCCUCGCAACCGAAGGCAACACAGAGGCGGCACAUACGCUGUACCUGAAAGCGAGAGUGUGUAAGAACUGCAUGGAGGUGAAUCUGUUGGAGGUGGCCACAAUCAUCGUGGUUGACAUCUGUGUCACUCUGGGCUUGCUGCUGCUGGUGUAUUACUGGAGCAAGAGCCGAAAGGCCAAGGCCACGCCUAUGACGAGAGGAGCAGGUGCUGGCGGCAGGCCCCGGGGACAAAACAGAGAGAGGCCACCCCCUGUACCCAACCCAGACUAUGAGCCCAUCCGGAAAGGCCAGCGGGACCUGUACGCUGGCUUGAAUCAGAGAGGCGUCUGACAGCUCCUGACACCAUCUCCCACUGACCCGGGUCUGACUCCUCUCCAGGCCUGCCACUCCCUGUUUGUUCCCUGGGCAAAUCUUGGACCCACAGGAGAAGUUCCUCUGCCUUGUAAGGAGCUUCCACCCUCAGCCUUGUCCCCACGGCCUCCUUCCUGCCUUCUCUGCUGGCACCCAGUCCAAGGAUAUUGCUGCCUUAUUAUCCUUUGAAACAUCACAGCCACUCACCCCUUCACACCUGGUUGGCCUUCUUGUCAAGAUAUUUAUUUCUGUUUUUCACGCCACCUUGCCCCCAUUCGUUCCUUCCCCAGUGGAUAUUACUAUUCCCUUUGGUUCCCUCUUUCUCCUGCAGAGAAAUUGCCCCAUCCCUAACUAUUCCACCUACCUUUCUCUGUUUCUAGCUCUCUCUUUGGAAAGCCUUGGUGGGAAUGGACUGGGUAAAUGCUGGCAGAAGUCCUGCCCUGUUCACAGACCCCAACCCAGAGCUCGUUCUGUGUC
Messenger RNA from Budorcas taxicolor (takin), 1182 nucleotides. Its product is annotated as T-cell surface glycoprotein CD3 epsilon chain. NCBI's taxonomy places the organism in Eukaryota, Metazoa, Chordata, Mammalia, Artiodactyla, Bovidae. Gene Ontology annotation, biological process: positive thymic T cell selection; cell surface receptor signaling pathway. Gene Ontology annotation, molecular function: transmembrane signaling receptor activity. Bases 106 to 684 code for a protein of 192 amino acids. Gene Ontology annotation, cellular component: external side of plasma membrane; membrane; alpha-beta T cell receptor complex. The transcript has 8 exons. The record is from RefSeq and is a predicted model, not a curated record.